AUGGCUGGCCUUGGCUUUUUGGAGGUCCUGCAUGACCAGCAAGUUCUCCCUGAUCUGUGCAGGCCCUUGUCCCUGACACAAACCCCCAACAUUGACCUAGAACCAGUGCCAGGUGGCUUCGGCCUGGAGUUUUUCUCAGCUAGACUCACUAUCCUGGGAGUUUCCCAGAAAGUCAUUGUCCUUCCACAGCCAUCUCUCAAUGCAGUAGAGGCCCUACAGAUCUUGAACUCCAAGAUUUCCAGAGGCCACAUGUCUGCUGAUAUCAAAGGAAUGAUGAAGGUAGACCUGAAGAAGAUUCAGAUGACAUUUGAGCACACGAAAGAGGACUACUUCCUUUGUAAAAGUAACUACCCACUUGAGAAGGGCCCGCCGAGCCCAUGCAUCUGCAGGGAGCGUAUACUGUGCCACUAUCCAUCCAGACCGGAGCGCAGCAUCACCUGCAAGCUUUGCGAGGCUGUCUGCCCCGCCCAGGUCAUCACCAGAGAGGUCCAGCCUCGGACCACCCGCUAUGAUAUCCACCCGGCCAAGCGCAUCUACUGCGGCUUCUGCCAGGAGGCCUGCCCUGCGGACACCAUCGUCAAGAGCCCCAACUUCGAGUUCUCUGCGGAGACGCACAAGGAGCUGCUGUUCAACAAGAAGAUGCUCGACAACAGGGACAGGUGGGAGGCUGUGAUCAUGGACAUCCAGGCCAACUACCUCUACCGCUGACGCCGCGCACCCAGCCGGCCUGCCCACAGCACGAGCUGCCCAAUGAAAGAGCUCUGCCUUCUCCCCCUACCACCACCCCUACCCCCCCCCAGAAAAAGCAUUGCCUCCUUUAGCAGUUGUUUGUUUCCAUUGGUGGGGCCAUCUUGAGAUUUUUUUCUCUUAAGAAGUGAAAGACUACCUCCCCCUCUCAAGAAUACUAGAUAAUUCAUCAGUGUGAAACACGUUCCGGAGCCAGCUCUCUUGUAUUCACUAAACCCUCCUUCCCACCUGAUUAAUAAAUAUGACUGCAGAUGCCACUGGGUUCCUUCUGUUCUUGGAACAGAUCCUACUUUUCCAGGGACGGGGUGGCUGACUCACAGCCCCCUGUGCUGCUUCUCUCCUGCUUGUGAUAAAACAAACACAAAUCAAUAAUUGUUUUAAUGUUUAUUUAUUUUUGAGACAGACAGAGAGAGAGAGAGAGAGAGAGAGAACAAGCAGGGGAG
Molecule: messenger RNA, 1190 nt
Organism: Panthera uncia (snow leopard)
Lineage: Eukaryota; Metazoa; Chordata; Mammalia; Carnivora; Felidae
Product: NADH-quinone oxidoreductase subunit I-like
Biological process (GO): mitochondrial electron transport, NADH to ubiquinone; mitochondrial respiratory chain complex I assembly
Cellular component (GO): membrane
Molecular function (GO): NADH dehydrogenase activity; 4 iron, 4 sulfur cluster binding
Source: RefSeq, a predicted model, not a curated record